AUGGGCUGUCGAGCGCCCCGCGUGGAGAGCCUCCUGCGUGGGAGGCUCUUCCCAGGCAGUGACUGCGGUCAGAUCUCCGUCCUUUCCUGGAACGUCCUUGCGCCAGGGCAUGAGGAUGGAAUGAAGGUGGACUGGGACUCGAGGCUCCCGUGUCUGCUGCAGCACCUAGGCCUCUAUGCCGCAUGCGACAUCAUGUGCCUGCAAGAGCUCGAGAAAGGGAGAUCUCUUGAGCCGGUGCAGGAGUACCUGGCAGAGCAGGGUUUUGAGUGCGUGGCGCAGAAGCGCGAAGGGAAGAACUGCUACCACGUGAUUAAUGCGACGUUCUUCCGAGCUGCUCGCUUUCGGCUGAACUGGACUGAGUCUCGCUCACGCGUGCUGCUGACAGGCCUUCUGCUGCCCAAUGGCCGAGAGGUUUGUGUGGUGAACGUUCACCUUGCUGCUGUUCGUGGCGAGGAGAGCGUGGCGGCCCAGCUGGGGCAGAUGGACAAUGCCCUGCAGAAGAUGCAGAGGGUCGUUUCCUCAUACAAGAUCAUCUGCGGCGACUUCAACAACACGCUUGGUGGGGACAGCCCUCUCGUCCCGAUGCUCUCUGCACUCGGGGUGUCGCGGAGCGCGCCGUGUGGGCCCACACACCACGGCGGCCUUGCUCUCGACCACAUCUGCGUGGGCUCGGGCCUUGUUCAGGAGCUUGUGCUGACCAGCUCGCAGAAGGAGCUUGCAGGACUCAGGCGGAGCCUCCCAGACAAGGAGCACCCCUCGGACCACCUUCCCGUGGCCGGGCUCUUCCGCAUCAGGGCCUCUGACUGGGAGAUCCCGAGCCUGCCCGAGCCACCCACUCGGGAGCCCACUAUGGAGGCUUGGAGGGAGCUGUGCCUGGAGGACCUGAGGCCCCUCCCAACCAACAAGAAAGCGCGCAAGGAGCGGCGGAGGGAGCACAAGGAACUGGAGGAGACCUUCCUCGCAGCGUGCGGCUGCAAGGAGCGGCACCGCCUCACGGCCUGGAGGGAGGAGACGCGCACGGCUGCGCGGGUGCUGUGCGCCCUCGUGCUGGACAACGCGCUGGCCACCGUCCGGAGAUCCAAGGCCGACGCUGUCACGUAG
Messenger RNA from Symbiodinium natans, 1101 nucleotides. Lineage: Eukaryota; Dinophyceae; Suessiales; Symbiodiniaceae. The record is from the annotation of a GenBank genome assembly.